Messenger RNA from Myxocyprinus asiaticus (Chinese sucker), 4433 nucleotides. RefSeq names its product actin-binding LIM protein 3-like. Gene Ontology annotation, biological process: cytoskeleton organization; cilium assembly; lamellipodium assembly. Gene Ontology annotation, cellular component: actin cytoskeleton; stress fiber. Gene Ontology annotation, molecular function: actin filament binding. The transcript has 22 exons. NCBI's taxonomy places the organism in Eukaryota, Metazoa, Chordata, Actinopteri, Cypriniformes, Catostomidae. The record is from RefSeq and is a predicted model, not a curated record. Bases 282 to 2303 code for a protein of 673 amino acids.
CGCAUUUGGGACAGGAGCUCCGCGGCGGGCUUUGACUGAGCAGCGCUGGACCUCCAAUACAAUCCGGAUUUAUUCCAAUCCUUUAACCAGCCACAAAGAGAGCCGUGGGCACCGGAACACCCGUGUUAUUUAAAGAAGAAGAGGUUUAGCUGUUUAAUCUUUACACCUUCACCUGGAACAGAGAGUGAGGGCUUAAGGAGACCUUGGAUCUCAGUUUUAUACAUAAAGAAUACAGUGUUGAAGAGAGCGUGAGUGUGAGCUGCUCGAGGACACUUUUUAUCAUGAACACGAACGGGCCCUAUCAACACCCCGCUUAUAGCAGAGGAAGUGGUGGCCAUGACCAGGUGUCCAUCCACUGCCUGCGCUGCAGGGACAUCUGUAAAGGAGAGGUGGUGCGAGUGCAAAACGUCCACUUCCAUGUCAAGUGCUUCACCUGCCAACUGUGCGGCUGUGAUCUGGCUCACUCUGGAUUCUUCCAGAAGAGAGGUAAAUACAUCUGUACGGAGGAUUACCAGCGCCUGUACGGCACCAAGUGUGACAGCUGUGGAGACUUUAUCACAGGAGAGGUGGUGUCUGCUCUGGGACGUACUUACCACCCCAAAUGCUUCAUUUGCAGCAUCUGCAGUAAGCCGUUUCCUAUCGGUGACAGGGUGACCUUCUGUGGGAAGAAGUGUGUGUGUCAGCAGUGUUCACACACACUCGGCAACAGCAAUGAGCCGGUGAAGAUUCACGGGCCGAGCCACUGUGCGGGGUGUAAGGAAGAGAUAAAACAUGGCCAGUCUCUCUUGGCAUUGGAGAAACAGUGGCAUGUCAGCUGCUUCAAAUGUCAGACCUGUGGGAUGGUCCUGACCGGAGAAUACAUUAGCAAGGAUGGGAUCCCUUACUGUGUAUCUGAUUACCAAAACCAGUUUGGAAUCAGGUGUGAGACGUGUAGAAGGUACAUCAGUGGAAGAGUGCUGGAGACUGGAGGAAAGCACUACCACCCCACCUGCGCUCGCUGUGCACGCUGUCACAUGAUGUUUAAUGAAGGGGAGGAGAUGUACCUGACAGGUUCAGAGGUCUGGCACCCCAUGUGUAAGCAGGCAGCAAAAAUGGAGCGCAAACUCAGGCUCAGACGUACCUCAGAAGCCUCCAUCUCUCCAUCUGGUUCCAGUAUCAGCUCUCCCAGUAGAGUGAUCUGUGCUAAACUGCAGAAUGAUAUCCUCCAUUAUAAGGUUCUGGCCGUGCUGCCAAAGAUUAAGUCUAUAUAUGAAGCGCAGCAGCCCAAUCUUAUACCCUAUGAGCCCAAUCACACAUACUCGUCAUAUGACGGGCUAGAGCACUACAGCUAUGGCAAGUCUGUGCAAAGCCCAGUUCAGUACUCGCAGGAUAUCUAUGACAGUGUAGAUCUCAGGCACCGUGGCUCAUCUAGCCCGGGCUACAUCAUCAACUCUCCCACCUACAGCCAGCAGGGCAUGUCUCCUACUGUCCCCCGCUCCCCUCAGCUGUACUACAGUUCCGGCACUUUGAGUGGCAGGAAUUCACCAUAUUACAGUCAGCUUGAUGCCAGGUCCAGCACGCCCACCAUCAAUCUAGCCCCCAAGCAUUUUCAUGUGCCAGAUGACAAUGAAAAUGAAGCUACAAAGAGCAAAACGAGUGAGGAUAUAUUGUCUUCUCCUUUCUCAUCGUAUUCUCCAGACCACUAUCAGAACCCAGAGUCUGACUAUUACCAGUACACUGCCUCUCCUAAAGUUACAAGAGCACAGAGAUUUUCUUCCAGUGGAGAUGAAGAUGCCUGGAAUCAGAGCAUUAACAGAAUCCAGGGAGGGAUUGGGAGGAUGAGCCUAAAGGAGGAGAUGAAGGCCAGGUCUGGUUCCUAUGACAACGACCUCUGGGCCAGUGCUCGCAACUCUUAUAAUGGCAGCAAAGAGACUCUGCAUAACAUGGGCUGUAGCAGUACAAUCAAUGGCUCUCCCAGAUCCCAGUACAGUGCUGAAAGUGAUUCCUUCAUCUCUAAGUCAGCAUCAUUGCCAGGGUACGGCAGAAACUGCUUGAACAGGCCUCACAGUGCAGACUAUUUUCACUACGACAGCAGCAGUUCAGUCAACAUGACUUACAGAGACUACAAGAUAUACCCCUAUGAGGCUCUGAUAGUAACGGUUAGAGGACGCUGUCAGCUCCCACAUGAUGUGGACAGAGCAAGAUUAGAGAGACAUCUGUCCCCACAGGAGUUCUAUCAUGUCUUUGGAAUGACUGUGGCAGAUUUUGACCGGUUGGCACAGUGGAAACGAAAUGAGCUGAAGAAACAAGUCAGACUGUUUUAGAAGCUUAAUAUCUGGACUAAAGCAACUGAACUCAUGCCAAGGCCACACAGUACUGCUAGAUUCAAUUGGAUCUGGAGGAACCAAAUGGACUGGCACAGAGAUCUGGAUCCCUCAAAUGAACUUUUCUGGUCAGGUCCAUCAGACAGAAAUGUGAAAAUUGGAACAGUCUGGAUUUAUUUAAUGCUUUAAAAUAAAAAUUAAUACAUUUUUAUUAAUUAGUGGCUCUGUUGAAUUAAAGAUGUGAAAACUUUGCUCUGCGACAGUAGUGGAUUCUUUUGUUUUGAAUUAUUUCAGGGUUGUUUUCCUGAUUUAGCACUUGAGACUUCAAGGAAAAGUUCACCUAAAACUGAAAAUUCUGUCAUUAUUUACUCACCCUCAUGUUGUUCCAAAACCGGAUGACUUUAUUUUUGGGAUGAUCUAUCCCCUUUGCCUUAUCAACGAAAUAAAAAUGUCAGCUCCACCAGCUGUUCGGAACGAAUGUUGAGCGAAUCUGAAAUAUCAUGUCAGAAUGUUGUAAGGACAUAAUCCUCACUAUGCUGUAUGAAGAAUGUUGAGUUUAUGAAGUGAACUGUUUGCUUGUGUGUUAUCUAAUAAUAUACAACAGUUAGUUCUGGUCCUCAAAUCUGAUUGGACGAGAGACGUUCUAUGAGUACUGAUGGUCUCACACUAUCAGCACUCGGACGCUUCACUGUGUGUAUCACUGCACUUGUGUUCGUGCCGUUCUAAACGAAAGUGUAAGAGCAGUGCAGAUGUGUUAAGAGCCAUCUGUCUCUUUACAUUUAAUUUUGUGACAUUACAUAUUUUAGCCAGCAGGUGGUGGCAAAAGAUCAUUUUUGCGUGUAAUAUGAGCCAGUUGGUGACAUGAAGUGUGUCAGCGUCACUCAGUGUUUAUAUUCAACAGCACUCCGUGAUCGCUCAUAUUACUACUACACUACUAAAGCUAGGAAAUAGCUUUAAACUACUUUAAACGAACAACUUCAGCAUUAAGGCUCAUCAUAGCUGAGAGACACAACAGACUGAUUAAUUACACAAACUCAAGGCACAUAUCUCUUACCGGACUUUCCACAUUGGAAAUACUGUUCAAAAUGGAGGAGGACAUUGUGGUUUCUAUAGUGAAAGAUUCUUGCACACCAGCUACCAUGGAAUAGGGAGGUGUACCUCAGCUUGGAUGGCUAUUUUUCCACUGAGAAAAUAGGAUGAACUUCACCAAAAUGACAUUAUCUUCAGAAAGCUGACUAACAGACUACAGCAUCAACAACAGGUGAUCGCACAUGCUCCAUCUCUCUCUCUCUCUCUCUCUCUUUCUCACACACACACACACACACACACACAGCCCAAGCCGUGAUACUAGUUCUAAAGUAACGUUUUUAAGAGGCUUGGACACAUCAUUUGGUUUGAACCAGCAACAGCAUAUUCUGAUCCGUCGUGUAAGAAAGUAGUUCCAUGCACAAAUGCCUUUUUUAUGACCGUACUCAGUUUUUCCUAAUUUUUUUAAAUGUACUUGUUCAUUGAACUUGUCGGCCUGUGGUCGAAUCACAGCAGUGCUGAUGUAGGGACAUAUCGCACUCUUGCUCGUAUGAUAUUGCUUGAAUAUUUAAAUUAGUGUACUGUGUGUGUGUGUGUGUGUGUGUGUGUAUGUGUGUGUGUGUGGGCAGGUUUAAGUGGUUUACGAGGACUUUUUUUUAGGUUACAAACGGGUAAUUACAAGGGUAUUAUGAUAUAAAUGUGGUUUAUGAGGACAUUUCUAGUGUCCCCAUAAUUCAAAUCACUUAAAAAACAUACUAAACAAUGUUUUAUUGAAAAUGUAAAAAUGCAGAAAGUUUUUUUUGUGAGGGUUAGGUUUAAGGGUAGGGUUAGGGUUAGGGGAUAGAAUCUAUAGUUUGUACAGUAUAAAAAUCAUUAUGUCUAUGGAGAGUCCUCAUAAUGAUAGCUGCACCAACAUGUGUGUGUGUGUGUGUGUGUGUGUGGACAAGUUUAAGUGGUUUAUGAGGACUUUUUUAGGUUACAAACUGGUAAUUACAAGGGUAUUAUGCUAUAAAUGUGGUUUAUGAGGACAUUUCUAGUGUCCCCAUAAUUCAAAUCUCUUAAAAAACAUACUGAACAAUGUUUUUUUUUUUUAUAAAUGUAAAA